Messenger RNA from Hemibagrus wyckioides, 2907 nucleotides. RefSeq names its product transmembrane protein 74. Lineage: Eukaryota; Metazoa; Chordata; Actinopteri; Siluriformes; Bagridae. The coding region runs from base 320 to 1120 and encodes 266 amino acids. The record is from RefSeq and is a predicted model, not a curated record. The transcript has 2 exons.
UUUUUUUCCUUCCUAAUUACCCGAGUACUGGCGAUGACAAGGCAGAGUCACGCAAACGGAACCGCCACGACAGGGUAGAUCAUCUGUUAGGAUUAUUUAUUUAUUUAUCCAUUUAUUUAUUUAUUUAUUUACUCACCCAGUUCGCGGGUUGUAUUUCAUAAGAUUACGAAGAUGCUGAAGAUCAAGAAACAUCAACAGCCCACUAUUACACGAUUGCGGAAAACACAAGGGAAUAAAGGCAGCUAGUCAUGAAGCAGAAACGCCACAUGGGAAAUGUUGCUGAUGAUGACAGAGCGAUGAGAAGAGCGGAUUAAAAGGCAUGGCUGAGCUCAAGGUCCUCUAUCCUGGUCCUUUAAGUGGUCAGAUUGCGAACAGGGACCUCGAGUGGACUGUACAACACGAGAAAAGUUAUUAUCCAGCAUGCACGGACGAAGCGGCUUUUUUAAUCGAGCGCCGCUGCGAGGCUGAACCGGAGGCGCGCGCGAGAGGACAGAUUGGCUUUUCAGCACCACGGACAGAGCCUCCGCUUCUCCUCCAGUGGGGAACUGAUGAAGAAGUUCACGUGUGUCACGAUGAGGAGUUUGAAACUGGGUUUUCCGAGAUAACUGACGUCGAAAUACGCAUUCAGGACCCAGAGAGCAACUGUGAACAUUCUAGCUCUUUCUGUGAUCCGGAGCUCUCUGAUGAGGAUUUUGCAGCAGAUCAGACUGAAAAGUCAGCUGAUUACGGCUUCAUUAGUGCAGUGACUUUUUUGGUGACCGGGAUGUUUUUGGUGGUUGUUUCUUACAUGAUCCCUCGUGACGUCAGAGUGAGUCCAGACAGUGUUUCAGCACGGGAAAUGGAGCGUCUGGCCCUUGAGAACGCCCGGGUAGGCGCACACCUGGACAGAUGUGUAAUUGCCGGUCUUUGUCUCCUGACACUGGGUGGUGUAGUGCUCUCCACCUUACUAAUGAUCUCUUUGUAUAAAAGCGAGAUGGACAGACGGCAGGCUUUUGCGAGCUCCAAGCACUCAGCCAAACUCUACGGGUCUAUUAAUUUUAGAGGCGUAGGUAAUCAAAACAGUGUCCCGUCACAUCUGUCUCUGGAUGAGGAUGAUGCAAUGAUUGAAAUUUCGAGCUGAAACCUGUUUUUCUCUGACUAUGUAUGGUAUUUGACAUUGGUUUAACCCCUUGUCUUAUUAUUCAGUUAUUCAUAUGGAAUCAUAUUAGUCAGGGGCUACAACAAUUUAUUCAGUACCUACAGUGAAAUGAAUAGAAAAGGUAUGUAGUUUGAAGUGAGAUAAAUUUUAUUCUGGGAGUUUAAGGGGUUAACAUUAUUAUUUCACUAAUUACUGUGAAUUCUAGUGAGCAAGAACAAUGUUACAUAAUAAUGAAACAGUACAAUUCAGUACAAACAUGAACUCCACCCUCAAUCAUGACUAACUCUCGUUCUCUUUAUUUUCUUUGAUAUACAACCUGAAUCAUGUGAACUGGAACAAAUUUACAGGAAUGAGAGCAUGUGGGAAUUGGACCAUGAGUAGCAAGGGACUCAACAUUUAUGCCUCAGUUUCCCAAAAGAUUAUGAAUAAAUGGCAACGUGAACAUCACACUAAACACUCAUCCUCCAAAUUAAAAUGAUUACUUUACAAUACUUUUGGGAAAUUGAAGCACCAGGAUUAGAGAACUAGAGAAUGACAUCAAACACUGUGGUAUUUUUCGAUCAUGUGUAUUAGAUAACAUCUCCCUUGCAUGAAACAGAUCCUUAUGACAUAUACAUAUGUCGUUGUAAUUCACCGUAAACAGGCUUUCUUGUAGUAACAGUUGCAUUUAAUGGUCGCAUCGAUAGCAUACAGUGUGUCAUCAAGUCAGUUUGUGCAAAUACACAUACAUGUCUUUUAUAUAUCUAAUCCUAUGGUAGCAGUAGUGCAUUUUUUUGUUGGGAUAUUUUAUAUGACAGCCUGUCAUCAUUUAAAUACCGCAUCUCCAAGUAAAAUGAACCUCUGCAUUUGCAUGUACAUAAUCAAUGUGUACACAUUUAUAUACUCAGCCUGAGUGGUCUUGAGUAGCCGACAUUAAUAAACAGAGGAUGCAGUUACUGUUAGCAGAUGUCUCUCUUGAGCAAACACACACACACACACACACACACACACACAGGUAAUUAAUAACGCAUACACAACUCAAGCUAGAAGGGUCACUUGAUUUACAAAUGGUGUUUAUGAGAGAAACAUUUAUUUUAGAAAGUAUUAUCGAGCAUAUCUCUUAAAUCAUGAAGAUGGAUGUUUAAAAUGUUACAGGGAAACACAUUCAAACCAACUCUUAGCUUAUAAAUCUGGAAUAAAAAAUGCAAGGUGUCAAACGUGGGUCAGCACAUCCAAUGAAAAUGUCCAGAGCACAGAAAAAAGGGACUGUAAAAUGUCAAAGAAAAUAAAAAAGGCAAAGGAAUGAUCCAGCAUGUAUUGAAAAUGUUCAUGAAAUGUCAAACACUAACAUUAAUCUCUUUUUUUAAUGGUUAAUACUGGCUGAGAAGAGCUUCUUCGCUCAUCAAUGUCAAGCUGCUAUUUCUUCCUCAGUGGCCAUUCAGCCUCACUUUAGGUUUAGUAAAUACACACUGAGAAGACUCGGAACAAGCAGGAGCCUCUCUCACUUUGCUCGGGAGUGUUGUGCAGUGCAGCUUUUUCAUAAUGAGAAACGCUUACUAUGAGGCGGAUUAAAUUAUCUCAACUUACACAGCAAAACUGCUGUUCUGCCAUAUUAAGGAAUCCUCAGACUGGCUGCAUCACAAGCAUACACACCACAGCGUUGUUUAAUCUCUGUACACAUGAAACGUUUGCUCAUGGGGUAUCAUGCCGUUUAUGUGUUACACAUAGAUGUACUAAUAAGGUUUAAUGAAUGCUAAAAGGAUGCAAAUAUGAUUAUGGGGGUGGUGACU